UUUUUUUUUUGUCGGAGGGCAGAAAGUGCUGGUACAUCCGCGGGCUGCUCGCUGGGGCAUAACCGUCUUGGUCUAGCAGCGCCACAGCGAUGGCCGACAGAGAAGAGCGACGCUUUGCCGAGGUAUCACGGGAGUCCGUCAGGCUCAUGGCCGAAAGCGCUGGAGUGGAGCUCACUGAUGAAGUUGCCGCCUUGCUGGCUGAGGAUGUGUGCUACCGCCUGAGAGAAGCUACACAGAGUAGCUCUCAAUUCAUGAGACAUGCCAAACGGCGCAAACUGACAGUCGAGGACUUCAACAGGGCGCUUCGGUGGAGCAACGUGGAGGUGGUCUGUGGGUAUGGGGCCCAAGAUGUGCUGCCCUUCAGGCCGAUAAAGGAAGGGGAGCUGUUUUUUGUGGAGGACCGAGACGUUAACCUGGUGGAGCUGGCACUGGCCACAAAUAUUCCCAAGGGCUGUGCGGAGACCAUGGUGCGAGUCCAAGUGUCCUACCUUGACGGGAAGGGAAACCUAGAGCCUCAGGGCACAGUACCUACUGCGGUGCAGUCUCUGUCAGAUGACUUGUACAAGUACUACCAGCAGAUCACUCGCUCCAUCCUGGGGGAGGACCCACACCUCAUGAAGGUGGCUCUGUUAGAUCUCCAGUCAAACUCGAAGAUUGCUGCACUCCUUCCAUACUUCGUGUAUGUCAUCAGUGGGGUGAAGUCUGUCAGCCAUGACCUGGAGCAGCUGAACCGCUUGCUGCACAUGGUGAAGAGCCUGGUGCAGAACCCCUACCUGUACCUGGGCUCUUACGUGCGCAGCCUGGUGUCCAGUGUCAUGUACUGCAUCCUGGAGCCUCUGGCCGCCUCCAUUAACCCCCUGAAUGACCACUGGACCCUGCGUGACUAUGCCGCCUUGCUGCUCAGCCACAUCUUCUGGACCCAUGGGGACCUGGUGAGUGGCCUGUACCACCAGAUCCUGCUGUCCCUUCAGAAGGUGUUGUCGGACCCCGUGCGGCCGCUCUGCUCGCACUAUGGGGCUGUGGUGGGGCUGCACGCGCUGGGCUGGAAGGCUGUAGAACGUGUUUUAUACCCCCACCUCCCGGCCUACUGGGCCAACCUCCAGGCCGUGUUGGAUGACUAUUCUGUGUCCAACGCCCAGGUCAAGGCUGACGGGCACAAGGUUUAUGGGGCCAUCUUGGUGGCAGUGGAACGUCUGCUGAAGAUGAAGGCCCUGUCUCUGUCUGGGUCAACAGAAGUAAGGGUUGAUGGGAUGUCGGGUGCUGGGGGGACCAUCGGAGGCCGUGAGAGCUCCCCCGGGCUGAGCCCACCCCCUGAGCCGCAAUCCGAGCCGGGCUUGGGUAUCGCCAGCCACCUACAGGCGGGCGGCGCAGGCUUGCCCUGGGAGGAGUGGACACCUGUGCCCCUUCCUGCCAUGUACUGCGAGCUCUACUCCUUCUUUGGGGACAGCCUGGCAGUGCGCUUCAGUGCUGGUCCCAGCGUCGGGGGCAGCCCCCCGGUGGCCUCACUGCAACCCCCUGGCCCUAGGAAGGACACUCCUGGCAGUGGCAGCGCUGGGAGCGGCGGCACUGCCAGCCUGGACACCACGCGCAAGAUGCCCCAGCUGACAGCCAGCCUCAGCAUCAGCCCGCGGCAGGACGGCAGCCCCAAUGGCGAGCCAGCGCCGCCCAGCCUGCCAGCCCCUGGAAGAUCCUUGCCUCGUUCCUCUUCCUGCUCGUCAUCAGUGCAGCGCUCCCGCUCGUCAUCUGCUCGGCCAGGCCAGCGGCCACUGGGUCCAUCCCGUGACGUCUUCCCUAAGGCCCGCUUUGCCCCCCUGCUGACCAGGCCCCCUGCCUUCUCCUUCCUCAUUGGCGGACGGCAGAUGGGUCGCCGGUGCCAGGCCCGCCGCUUCCAGACGAGCUUUACUCCGUCGGCAGCCUUAUCGGCUCUGCCGCCUCGGGGCUACGCCCACAAGCUGCCUGUCAUCGGCAGGGUCAGCAAGCCACUGCGCCGCUGGGCCUGCUCCCACUACUCUCUGCACCUGCCUCUGUGAGCCACCUCCACUGCAAACAGCAGCCAGACUAAAGCUGAAAGGGGCUCGCCAGUGCAUCCCUGGCCCAGAUCAGCCGGCCUGACCUCUGGCCUGGCGUGAGUCCCCUUGCCCCUCACUGUCUGGAGAAUAUAAACAAUUUCCUAUUUCUUUGGACUGUUACUGGGGAGGUAACAUUUCAGUAAGGAAACCCAUACUGUGCCUCACACUUAGCUCUCUUACAGGUAACAUUUGCAGUUGUACAGUAGUACUUUUUUCUCAUCCUUUCAUGUUCAUUUUUUGUGGACUUUGUUGCAUACCAGAGUGCCAAGGGUGAUAUGCAUGGAAUUAGAGUAGGACACAGGAUGUUCAACUCACACCAAGUAGACACUUUUUGGAAAGAAGGCUGUAUUUGCUUCUGUUUGUAGGGAAUGCAGCCUUCACAUAUAAAUCUUACAUCAUAUUGUCUAAUAUAGCAUUUUAAUGCUAAAUUAGACUUAAAAGAUAUUGUCAUUGUCCUUCCCUUUAUACAUGUGUAUUACAUGUAACAUAUGUACCCAUGUGAAUUUAUAGUAAAUAUUGUGGUUUUUAUGAUUUGUGUUUCUGUGGGUUGAUGUUAAUUCACAUAAAGAUGAAAAAUGCUAUCAAUA
Messenger RNA from Paramormyrops kingsleyae, 2656 nucleotides. RefSeq names its product TAF6-like RNA polymerase II, p300/CBP-associated factor (PCAF)-associated factor (gene taf6l). Lineage: Eukaryota; Metazoa; Chordata; Actinopteri; Osteoglossiformes; Mormyridae. Gene Ontology annotation, biological process: transcription initiation at RNA polymerase II promoter; RNA polymerase II preinitiation complex assembly. Gene Ontology annotation, cellular component: SLIK (SAGA-like) complex; transcription factor TFIID complex; SAGA complex. Gene Ontology annotation, molecular function: protein heterodimerization activity; RNA polymerase II general transcription initiation factor activity; transcription coactivator activity. The record is from RefSeq and is a predicted model, not a curated record.